AUGGCGACGGCGCCGCAUGAGCCCCUUCCUCCCGCCCGCCUGCCCUGGAGGCGCUGGGCGGCGGGCAGCUGGCUACUGGCUGCAGAGCCCGGAGGGCGGGCGGUAGCGCUGAGCGGGAGCCUUCAGGCCCGGCGGGGAGCGAGACCCCGCGGAGGGCUCGCGCCUGCGAGUGCACGACCCCCGUCCGCCUCCCGGAGACCCGCGGAGCAGAGGCAGGGCCGCGGGCUGGGCAAACCCAGCGCCUGGAGACUGGCCCGCUGCCUCCCUCCACCAAGACUGUCCCAGAGCCGGCGGGAGUGGGCAGCAUGGAGGGAUCCUGACCCAUAUGCUCCUUUGCUCCUAGGGGAGCCCGCCCAGCCUCCCAACAGCAGCUGGCCCCCAAGCCCGAAUGGGAGUACUGCCAAGGCCACUGUGGCUGCAAACCUCACCUUCUCCUCCUACUACCAGCACUCCUUGCCAGUGGCAACCAUGUUCAUUGUGGCCUACAUGCUCAUCUUCCUCCUCUGCAUGGUGGGCAAUGCCCUGGUCUGCUUUGUUGUGCUCAAGAACCGGCACAUGCGCACCGUCACCAACAUGUUUCUCCUCAACCUGGCUGUCAGUGACCUACUGGUGGGCAUCUUCUGCAUGCCCACCACCCUUGUGGACAACCUCAUCACGGGGUGGCCCUUUGACAACAUCACAUGUAAGACGAGCGGCUUGGUGCAGGGCAUGUCUGUAUCAGCUUCCGUUUUUACACUGGUGGCCAUUGCUGUGGAAAGGUUCCGCUGCAUCGUGCACCCUUUCCGCGAGAAGCUGACCCUGCGGAAGGCGCUGGUCACCAUCGCGGUCAUCUGGGCCCUGGCCCUGCUCAUCAUGUGCCCCUCGGCCAUCACGCUGACCGUCACGCGCCAGGAGCACCACUUCAUGGUGGACGCCCGCAACCGCUCCUACCCACUCUACUCGUGCUGGGAGGCCUGGCCCGAGAAGGGCAUGCGCAAGGUCUACACCACCGUGCUCUUCGCGCACAUCUACGUGGUGCCGCUCACGCUCAUCGUGGGCAUGUACGCCCGCAUCGCCCACAAGCUCUUCAAGGUCUCAGGCCCGGCGCGGGCUGGCGAGGAGGCGGCGGUGGAGGGCGGGCGCGGGGCCCGGCGCAAGGCCAGGGCUGUCCACAUGCUGGCCAUGGUGGCGCUGUUCUUCUCGCUGUCCUGGCUGCCGCUCUGGGCACUGCUGCUGCUCAUCGACUACGGCCAGCUGAGCGAGCCGCAGCUGCACCAGGUCACGGUCUACGCCUUCCCCUUCGCCCACUGGCUGGCCUUCUUCAACAGCAGUGCCAACCCCAUCAUCUACGGCUACUUCAAUGAGAACUUCCGCCGCGGCUUCCAGGCCGCCUUCCGCGCCCAGCUCUGCCCACCGCAGUGGGGAAGCCACAAGGAGCCCUACUCACAGCGGCCUGGCCAGCUCCUGUGCACGCGGGUCUUCGUGGAGGUGCAGCCCAGCGACUUGGGCCUGCCCUCCGAGUCGGGGCCGAGCAGUGGAGCCCCUAGGCCUGCUCGCCUCUCCCUGCGCAAUGGCCGGGUGGCCCACCAUGGCUUGGCCCAGGAGGAUCCCGGCUGCUCCCAUCUGCCCCUCACCAUACCAGCCUGGGAUAUCUGAAUGGAACAGGGUGGGCAGGCCCUUGAACCUGAGGGCCCGGCCUGGACAUGUGAUACCUGGCCAUGACAGCAGCCUGGUGUGGCAUUAUCAGAGGGUGCCAUGUGCCUCCCUCUCAAAUAUACGGCUGUGGGGCCGUGGCUCCUGGUAUCUUUGCUGUUGUUACCUUCCUUCUCCCAGGAAAGGAGCUAACUUUCCCUGAAAGCCUUCUUUGAGGUAGACUCCAUGAACAUCUUCUCACUGAAUUUUCACGACACUCUGGGAAAGGUAUUCUUAUCCCUGUCUACAGAUGUGAAACAGGCCCAGAGAGGAGGUGUGUCUAGCCCAGUCUCUCAGCUGGAAGUCUCACAGGAGCCUGACUCCAGUGCCUGAACUGAGUUCACCAUCUCCAGCUGUCUCCAGAAGGGGCCAUUAAGGGGGAGCACAGUGAAAUAUGUGUUAGCCGCAGACACUAGAGCAGAAUCCUUGCUUCUUGUAUUCAUGUGUUAAAAGUAUUUAACACCGGAGACUUAGGAGUAUGAGAGCAAGCAGUUACUUUAUUAGAGAUGUGAGGAAAUAGAAACAC
Molecule: messenger RNA, 2197 nt
Organism: Manis pentadactyla (Chinese pangolin)
Lineage: Eukaryota; Metazoa; Chordata; Mammalia; Pholidota; Manidae
Gene: NPFFR1
Product: neuropeptide FF receptor 1
Exons: 4
Coding region: 1-1635 (544 amino acids)
Biological process (GO): G protein-coupled receptor signaling pathway
Cellular component (GO): membrane
Molecular function (GO): peptide binding; neuropeptide receptor activity
Source: RefSeq, a predicted model, not a curated record